CACAAAUACAUUAGCAUACUUUUCUUCACGUAAGCAUUUAAUAAAUAUUGUAUGAGUUUACCUUAUAUUUGUUGACAUUUUACAUUUGAUUAAUUUGCUACUUUUAAAAUUGUAUGAGUUUUAUAUUAAGCAAUGUUGUUAUCUGCUAUCAUUUCUUUUUGAUAUAACUAGUUUCUUGAGACUUUUAUUGACGAUCAUGAUGACUUGAGUAAAAUGUAAGAUAAAGUGAUGAAUAAAUUUAGCCCUAAUUUUGGACUACUCAUGAAAUGAAGCUAUGUAAUACAGAUUGAGGCCAUACAUGAGAUUUGCAAUGCGUGAUUCCUAUUACACAAUAGCAGAUUUCAUUUGAAGCAUUAUAAAUUAGAUUCAAAUUAAUAUUGAUCAUGUCUGCAAAUUGAGGUGACAACUAAUGCUCAAGUGGAGAUAUAUUGGAGAGAAGAUAGUCUAUCUAGUGCAGCAGGUUCCCCUGGAAAAAGCAAAUAUCCUACUGUCAUCCAAUAUUGGGGUAUUUAUAUGCCUAAAAUGUUCAGGUGUACAUCGAAGUCUUGGUACGCAUAUCUCAAAGGUUCUAUCCGUGACGUUAGAUGACUGGUCUGAUGAGGAAAUUGAGUCCAUGGUUGAGGUUGGAGGAAACUCUUAUGCCAAUUCAAUUUAUGAGGCAUUCCUACCAUCAGGUCUUUCAAAACCGAGCCCAGACUCAAGUAAUGAAGAGCGCUCCAAGUUCAUCAGAUCAAAGUAUGAGUUGCAAGAAUUUUUGAAGCCCAGCCUGCGAAUUGUUUCUUCGAAGAGCUCUUUCUCUUCCUUCAGGUCGUGUGAUUCAGUGAGGGAUGUGGAUUUUGACGCCUUAAAUACAGAGGGCAUGGUAGAGUUCAUGGGAAUAUUGAAGGCCAAAGUAAUAAAAGGUACAAACAUGGCUGUGAGAGAUAUGCUAAGCAGUGAUCCUUAUGUAGUUUUGACUCUUGGGAAACAGAAGGUGCAGACAACGGUAGUACAGAGCAACCUAAAUCCAGUUUGGAAUGAGGAGCUUAAGCUUUCAGUCCCUGAAUCUUAUGGAACCCUUAAACUGGAAGUUUAUGAUCAUGACAUGCUAUCUUCUGAUGAUUUAAUGGGUGAAGCAGAAAUCGAUCUUCAGCCAAUGAUUGAAUCUGCGAUGGCUUUCGGGGACCCUGACCUCCUCUCUGACAUGCAGAUUGGCAAGUGGUUGAAAUCAGCGGACAAUGCCCUUAUCGAUGAUAGCACAGUGCACGUCAUUGAUGGGAAAAUAAAGCAAGAGAUAUCUUUAAAGCUACAGAAUGUGGAGUCUGGAGAGAUGUUCUUAGAGAUGGAGUGGAUUCCUUUGAUGCAGUAGGCUCAAUUUGCUUGUUUUCAUUUUGUUAUAUAUAAGGUUCUUUCUCAAUUUGAUUCAUUUCUUUUUCCUUAAUUUUUUUUAAAAAAAAUUGUAACCGCUGAAAAUGAAUUAUGUCAACUAGCAAACAAUUAGAUUGUUGUAUUUUUGUCAGUAAAGGAUAGUUUAACUCCAUUUCAAAAUGCUUAAUCUGUACUUAGUUUUUU
Messenger RNA from Asparagus officinalis (garden asparagus), 1551 nucleotides. Its product is annotated as ADP-ribosylation factor GTPase-activating protein AGD12-like. NCBI's taxonomy places the organism in Eukaryota, Viridiplantae, Streptophyta, Magnoliopsida, Asparagales, Asparagaceae. Bases 410 to 1348 code for a protein of 312 amino acids. Gene Ontology annotation, molecular function: GTPase activator activity; phospholipid binding. The record is from RefSeq and is a predicted model, not a curated record. The transcript has 7 exons.